AGGAAGCCGUCACACUUUCCUUUCCACUGUGGUUUGGGAGCAUGAAGGCGUUGCUUACCCCCUUUGUCUGGUUCACUGUAUGUAGGCUGGGAGUGUCUGCUGAUCACUCGGAGUGCUGUCCCCUAGAACAGGAGGAAUAAGAUUGAGGACCCCUGCAGUGGAACAUGAGUCGGUAAUGCCCACUGAGGACCUCUGGGAGCCAUGUCAGACGAAUCCGCCUCAGGGAGCGAUCCAGACCUGGACCCGGACGUGGAGCUGGAGGAUGCGGAAGAGGAGGAGGAGGAGGAGGAAGUGGCAGUGGAGGAGCACGGCAGGGAUGACACGGAAGACCUACUGGAUGACCCAUCCCUGGAAGACAUGUGUGGCACUGAGUGUGCCCAGCUGGAGGAAGAUGGGCAGCGGCCACCGCGGUGCACUUCAACUACCUCAUCUCAGUCUGAGCCUUCAGAGCAGCUUAGGCGCCACCAAGGCAAGAGCCUAGCCUCCGAGGACCCCAAAAAGAAGAGAGCUCAGAAGCCCUCCCACAUGAGGAGAAACAUACGAAAACUGCUCCGGGAGGAUCAGUUGGAGCCGGUUACCAAAGCAGCACAACAGGAAGAGUUGGAAAGAAGGAAACGCCUGGAGCAACAGAGGAAGGAUUACGCCGCCCCCAUUCCUACAGUUCCCCUGGAGUUCCUUCCCGAGGAAAUUGUCUUAAGAGCAAGUGAUGGUCCGCAACUGCCUCCUCGGGUCCUGGCCCAGGAAGUCAUUUGUUUGGACAGCAGCAGUGGCAGUGAGGAUGAGAAAAGCAGUCGAGAUGAGGUGAUUGAACUGAGCUCUGGAGAGGAGGACACUCUGCACAUUGUGGACAGCAGUGAGUCUGUCAGUGAGGAGGAUGAAGAAGAGGAGAAGGGUGGCACCCAUGUGAACGAUAUCUUAAACCAGCGCGAUGCUCUGGGGCGGGUCCUCGUCAACCUGAACCACCCUCCAGAGGAGGAGAAUGUCUUCCUGGCCCCGCAGUUGGCACGGGCAGUGAAGCCGCAUCAGAUUGGUGGGAUCCGGUUCCUGUAUGAUAACCUGGUUGAAUCCCUGGAGAGGUUUAAGACCAGUAGUGGCUUUGGCUGUAUCCUGGCCCACAGCAUGGGUCUGGGGAAAACUUUGCAAGUGAUAUCCUUCAUCGAUGUCCUCUUCCGCCACACGCCAGCCAAAACCGUCCUUGCCAUUGUGCCGGUUAAUACUCUUCAGAAUUGGCUGGCAGAGUUCAACAUGUGGCUUCCAGCUCCUGAAGCCCUUCCAGCUGACAACAAGCCUGAAGAAGUCCAGCCUCGCUUCUUUAAAGUUCACAUCUUGAAUGAUGAGCACAAGACAAUGGCAGCUCGUGCUAAAGUGAUGGCUGAUUGGGUGUCAGAGGGUGGGGUACUGCUGAUGGGGUACGAAAUGUACAGACUCCUCACCCUGAAGAAAUCCUUUGCCACAGGUAGAUCGAAGAAAACCAAGAAACGUUCUCACCCGGUCAUCAUUGAUCUGGAUGAGGAAGAUCGACAGCAGGAGUUUCGGAGAGAGUUUGAGAAGGCCUUAUGCCGCCCUGGCCCUGAUGUGGUGAUUUGUGACGAGGGACACCGCAUCAAAAACUGCCAGGCCAGCACCUCACAGGCCCUGAAGAACAUUCGCUCUCGCCGUCGGGUGGUGCUGACCGGGUACCCCCUGCAGAACAACCUCAUUGAGUACUGGUGCAUGGUGGACUUUGUUCGCCCAGACUUCCUCGGCACCCGGCAGGAGUUCAGCAACAUGUUUGAGCGCCCUAUCCUGAACGGACAGUGUAUUGACAGCACGCCUCAGGAUGUCCGCCUAAUGCGGUACCGGAGCCAUGUCUUGCACAGCCUCCUGGAGGGCUUUGUGCAGAGGAGAGGCCACACUGUGCUGAAGAUUCAUCUCCCUGCCAAGGAAGAAAAUGUAAUCCUGGUGCGGCUCUCGAAGAUCCAGCGAGAUUUGUACACACAGUUCAUGGACCGCUUCCGAGACUGUGGUAGCAGUGGCUGGCUGGGGCUGAACCCCCUUAAGGCUUUCUGCGUGUGCUGCAAGAUCUGGAAUCACCCGGAUGUGCUAUAUGAAGCCCUUCAGAAGGAGAGUCUGGCCAAUGAGCAAGACCUAGAUGUGGAAGAGCUUGGCUCAGCGGGGACUAGUGCCCGCUGCCCGUCACAGGGAACAAAAGGCAAGGGGGAGGACAGCACCUUGGCCUCCUCAAUGGGAGAGGCAACCAACAGCAAAUACCUACAGGGGGUUGGCUUCAACCCUUUCCAGGAGCGCGGCAACAACAUUGUCACAUAUGAAUGGGCCAAGGACCUUUUGACUAAUUACCAGACUGGGGUCUUAGAGAACUCUCCCAAGAUGGUACUGCUUUUCCACCUGAUUGAGGAAAGUGUGAAGCUUGGGGACAAGAUUCUCGUGUUCAGCCAGAGCCUUUCCACCUUGGCUCUCAUCGAGGAGUUCCUAGGGAAACGAGAAGUGCCCUGUCUACCUGGUGCUGAUGGGCAAGGAGUACAGAAGUGGGUUCGAAACGUCAGCUACUUCCGGCUAGAUGGUAGCACCCCUGCCUUUGAGAGGGAGCGGCUCAUUAAUCAGUUCAAUGAUCCCAGCAACCUCACCACCUGGCUGUUCCUUCUGUCCACAAGGGCCGGGUGCUUGGGUGUGAAUCUGAUCGGUGCCAACCGAGUGGUGGUGUUUGAUGCUUCCUGGAACCCUUGCCAUGAUGCCCAGGCAGUAUGUCGGGUAUACCGUUAUGGCCAGAAAAAGCCCUGCCACAUUUAUCGCCUUGUGGCUGAUUUCACCCUUGAAAAGAAGAUCUAUGACCGUCAGAUUUCCAAGCAGGGCAUGUCAGAUCGAGUGGUAGAUGAUCUUAAUCCAAUGCUGAACUUUACCCGGAAAGAGGUGGAGAACCUACUGCACUUUGUUGAGAAGGAGCCAGCUCCCCAAGCAUCCUUGAACAUAAAGGGGAUCAAGGAGCCAGUCCUGCAACUUGCCUGUCUGAAGUACCCUCACCUCAUCACCAAGGAGCCUUUUGAGCAUGAGUCAUUGCUCCUUAACCGAAAGGAUCACAAGCUGACCAAGGCUGAGAAAAAAGCAGCAAAGAAAAGCUAUGAGGAAGACAAGCGCACAUCCGUCCCCUACACCCGCCCAUCAUAUGCGCAGUAUUACCCUGCCAGUGACCAGAGCCUGACCAGCAUCCCUGCUUUCAGUCAGAGAAACUGGCAGCCAACACUGAAGAGUGAUGAGAAGCCUGUGGCCAGUGUUCGUCCUGUGCAGUCCACUCCCAUCCCCAUGAUGCCCCGGCAUGUCCCACUGGGAGGCAGUAUAUUGUUAUUCCUGGACUCAACAGCUCCACAGAUGUACAGGCAAGAAUUAAUGCUGGUGAGAGCAUCCACAUCAUCCGUGGGACAAAAGGGACGUACAUCCGCACCAGUGACGGGCGGAUCUUUGCUGUCCGGGCAACUGGCAAACCGAAGGUCCCGGAAGAUGGUCGGAUGGCUGCUUCAGGUUCCCAGGGGCCUUCUCUCGAGUCCACAAGCAACGGCAGACACAGUGCCUCAUCACCCAAAGCUCCUGACCCUGAGGGGCUGGCCAGGCCCGUCUCUCCAGACAGCCCGGAGAUCAUCAGUGAGCUCCAGCAGUAUGCAGAUGUGGCUGCCGCCAGGGAAUCCCAACAGAGCUCCCCAAGCUCCAAUGCCGCCCUGCCUGGCCCCCCAGGCCAACUUGUGGACAGCAGUGCUGUUGUUCCUGGGACAGCUCUCGGGACUGAACCUCGACAUGGGGGUCAUUGCCUCAAUAGUUCCCUCUUGGUGACCGGCCAGCCCUGUGGUGACAGGAACCCAGUGUUGGACUUACGGGGCCAUAAGCGAAAGUUGGCCACACCACCUGCUGCCCAGGAGUCAGCCCGCCGGCGGUCCAGGAAGGGCCACCUGCCAGCCCCCGUGCAGCCGUAUGAACACGGGUAUCCAGUUUCUGGCGGGUUUGCCAUGCCACCCGUCUCCUUAAAUCAUAACCUCACCGCUCCCUUCACCUCCCAGGCUGGGGAGAACUCCUUGUUUAUGGGCAGUACUCCCUCCUACUACCAGCUGUCCAAUUUGCUGGCAGAUGCCCGCCUGGUGUUUCCAGUGACUACUGACCCUCUGGUGCCAGCAGGCCCCGUCAGUUCCUCUUCCACGGCUACCUCAGUCACUGCCAGCAACCCCACCUUCAUGCUCAACCCCUCUGUUCCAGGGAUACUACCCAACUACUCACUCCCAUUCUCACAGCCACUCCUGUCUGAGCCGAGGAUGUUCGCGCCUUUUCCUUCCCCUGUCUUACCCAGCAACCUUUCACGGGGCAUGUCUGUCUACCCAGGCUACAUGUCCCCACAUGCAGGCUACCCAGCUGGCGGCCUCCUCCGGUCCCAGGUGCCUCCAUUUGACUCUCAUGAGGUUGCUGAGGUGGGGUUCAGCUCCAAUGAUGAUGAGGAUAAGGAUGAUGAUGUGAUAGAGGUCACUGGGAAAUAGCUGGGGAGCCCCUCUCCACCUCACUUGGGGCCCCUGGCAGGUUGCCCACCAAGCUGAAAGGCAGCAAUCUGGGCUUUCUGAGAAUAGGGCACUUGGCAGGAGGGAAAAGGAAGAGGACAAAGAAAGGUGGUUGACCACAAUGGUAGGGCUCUGUUGCUGUUUAACAAAAGAGGCAAAAAAAAAAAAAGCCAACAGAGCAGCAAUAGCGGGAAAUCAGGGACCCAAAACAGGAAUGGAGGGGCAGGGCAGCUUGCCUCUCUUCCUGCCUGCCUUGCUUAUGCUGUGUGCUUGCUUGCUUGCCAUCUGGGUGUAGAAGCUCACAUCCCAUUUCUGUCUUUGGGAACAUUCUCUCCCAAGAGAGCUGCCUUACUGGGUGACUUAGCUUGGCCUAGAGAGGGGAGGGGCGGGAAGAAGGGUAAGUGAAGGGUGGGCGGGGAGAACAGAUUGAGAUUUCAUGUGAAGUGGAGUCCUUUUAGGGGCAGGAAAGAAACAGACCAGGUGUGUGUGUGUGUGUGUGUGUGUGUGUGUGUGUGUGUGUGUGUUUAUGUUUAUGUCUGUAUGUGUAUG
This is a messenger RNA of Leptonychotes weddellii (Weddell seal), 5078 nucleotides long. Lineage: Eukaryota; Metazoa; Chordata; Mammalia; Carnivora; Phocidae. The record is from RefSeq and is a predicted model, not a curated record.